This is a messenger RNA of Meyerozyma guilliermondii ATCC 6260, 1719 nucleotides long. RefSeq names its product C2H2-type zinc finger protein. Gene Ontology annotation, biological process: regulation of transcription by RNA polymerase II. The record is from RefSeq and is a predicted model, not a curated record. The coding region runs from base 1 to 1719 and encodes 572 amino acids. Gene Ontology annotation, cellular component: nucleus. Gene Ontology annotation, molecular function: RNA polymerase II cis-regulatory region sequence-specific DNA binding; DNA-binding transcription factor activity, RNA polymerase II-specific. NCBI's taxonomy places the organism in Eukaryota, Fungi, Ascomycota, Pichiomycetes, Serinales, Debaryomycetaceae. The transcript has a single exon.
AUGCAAGAGAUACUGGCGGAAAAGGUCCUUACCCACGGAUUCGUACAUGGCCACAUCCACAAACACAAAGAUCAUACACAUAUCCAUGGACAUAUUCAUAAUCAUGAUCAUGACCAUCAUCAUGGUUUAGAUGAAGCCGCUGACAAAGUUGAAUUAUGUCCAGAAUCUGAAGAAUUGGCACUCUGUGAUGAAAUUUUUUGCAAUGAGCUUGAUGAUUGUCUCUUCACCAAUUGCCAAGAUACCAGAGAUCAGUGUCUGCAACAUGAAUGCUACGAUGAAACCGCCUACUCCACUUACGAUUGUACUUCAUGCUGUGAAGAUCCCAACUGUGACUCGACAAAUUCUGUAUGUCCUAGUUUGGUUUGUAAGGACCCUGCUUGCUCGGGUGAACAUCAGGACCACGAGAACAAUUUAUGUGAUCUUCAGCUCUCCAAACGGCCCAUUUUUGAAAACUUGAUCAAUAACGUUCAUAGCGGUAUUUGUGAGGAACAGCCCCGGAAAAAAUUGCGUUCGGACCCUCUCAAGGUACCAAAGUUGCAGCUCCAUUUCCCUCACGAAUGCCAUCCUGCUCCAGAGCAAAAUGCUUCAACAAAGUGUGAUUCCGAUGCUAAACCGUGCUCUGUAAAUCACCACCAUAUCCACCAGUCAUGCUUUCACACCACCAUUCCCAACCCUCCUAUCGGGUCUGAAGACCCCGUGAUGUCCGACUUUGACUUUUAUGUCCAAUUCAACAAUUUCAACGAAACACUCAAGUCGCUUUCAGAUAUAUCGUACCCAGAGUAUUUGUGCGAAUGGGAAAAUUGCCAUAAAACCGUCACCAACCAGACCUUCUUACAGCACCUCUUGGAAAACCAUAUUGGCCAGGAAUACUCCCGCUCAGACGUUAAAAGCGAGGCGCCAUACCACUGCGAAUGGAACUAUUGCAACUUUAUGGAUUCCGAUUUAAACUCGUUGAUAAACCAUGUGAACGUCCACAAGAAACACUCAGAAACAAACAAGAACAAUGUGUUGACACCAAGCUCAUCAGAACUCUCAGCAAACUCAUCUCCGCUCGAAAACACCACCACUGACCACCAUCUAGACAUAAGACCGGUUGGCCAGGCGUCAAACUACAAUAUCACCGCCAUGGAAAUAAGGCCUACAGAUGCCCAUCUGCGAUGUAACCAUGUCGAAGAUCCAACUUUCACCUGUAAAUGGGAAACCCAUACAGAAAAUGGCGUGCCGGUGCCUUGCGGGAAGAGCCAUGGUUCUGCCGCGGAACUUCACAACCAUCUUCUCGAAGAACACCUCAAAUCCGGCCAAAAGCUGUACGAUUGUUGCUGGAUGGGCUGUGAACGUCACAACGGGAAAAACUUUCGACAGAGACAGAAACUAGUGAGGCAUCUAUUCAUCCAUACUAAGCAUCGACCAUGCGUGUGCGACAUCUGCGGCGCUCGUUUUGCAGUUGCAAAUAUGCUUAAACAGCACAUGCGGACUCAUUCAGGCGAGAAACCAUACGCCUGCAAUGUCUGUGGAAAACAGUUCUCUACCAGUUCCAGUCUUUCGAUCCAUAAUAGGGUGCAUACAGGCGAAAAGCCGUUGAUGUGCAAAUGGCCAGGAUGUGGAAAACGGUUCCGAGAAUCUUCAAACUUGACCAAACACAUGAAGGUGCACUACAAGAGCAACAAACCAGAAGAUGCAGCUUUUCUACCGAUAGAGGGCGCUAUAACGGCCGGUUAG